GAACGAAAAUAACAAAACAAAAUCACUCAUUCACCUUGCGAUCUCUCUCCUCCUUGUUCGAGUCAAAAACCCCAUUUAACUCAAACACCGAAACGAUCGUGAAGUGUGGAGUGGAGUGAAUCCAAAGCUGAGAGUAUAUUUGUAUCUAUCUCAAGUCUGAACAACACAGAGAAUUGAGUUAUGUUAGUUCUCCACUUUUAGUGAGAGAAAAACUGGGUAUACCAACCGCGAGGUGAUUUUAUACACUAAGCCCUAAUAGUGUGAUACCGUACGCGCGCGUUACAAAAGUACUGGCCCCCUGACUUCUUUCUCUAAGAUAUAUUCGCGUGAUUCAGUUUUUUUCUGUUUUUGUGGUUAGAUGCAAUAAAAUUGAGAAAAUAAAUCUAAAAAUCUAUCUAAUUACAAUAAUUUUGUGUUCAUUGCACUCUUUUCCAUAAUCCAAAGUGUGCAUUGUGGUCACAUCACAUCGCAUUGCCAUUGCACACGACUUAUAUAGUUCCAUUUUAUGUGUUUUUCUUUUUUGAGAUACAAAAGUAUCUAUAAUAAAGUAGUGUGUUGUACACAUAUGUAGCUACGUUUUGUGUAGAUAUUUAAAAAAAAAAAAGUGAAUCAUAAUCACAAUAUUCACAAGUGUGAAAUAUACAAAAGCAAGAAAAUAAAAAGAAAUAAAUAAGAAGAGAAAAAGCAGAAGAAAAAGAAGCAAUACAAAAAAUAAGUGUAUAUUUAUCUUGAGUGGCGGAGACCGUGAAUGAGUGAAGUUUCAAGUGCUUUUAAAAUAUUACAAGAAAACGGCCUCAGGAUAGCGGAUAAUCAGCAAAAACCCCUUUCAAUCAUAUCACAGCAUUUAGAAGACGGUAUUGUAGGAGCCGGCGCCAUAACGUCGCGGUGGACACCUGUAGGUGCCGGUCCCCCAGGUCCAUUGGGACCGGCAGACACAAAUGGCAGUAUGGCGGAUGCCAAAAAUUUAGACGUCGGAGAUAUGAGUGACGACGAAAAAGAUCUCUCAUCAGCUGAUGCCGAAGGUGUCUGGAGUCCUGAUAUCGAACAGAGUUUUCAAGAAGCCUUAACAAUAUACCCACCAUGUGGCCGAAGAAAAAUCAUUCUCUCCGACGAGGGAAAGAUGUACGGACGAAAUGAACUCAUAGCACGAUAUAUUAAACUUCGCACAGGAAAAACGAGAACACGAAAGCAAGUUAGUUCACAUAUUCAAGUGCUGGCCCGACGAAAACUGCGAGAAAUCCAAGCUAAGCUUAAAGUAGAUCAUAUAGGUAGCAGUAUUGGGGGCAAGGACAAAUCUCUUCACACAAUGUCCUCUAUGUCAAGUUCGCAAAUAGUUUCUGUAACAGCGGCGAAAAAUUUUGCAGCACUUCAUCAAUCAGCGUCCGCCCAACACCACCCGCAUCAUCAAUUGCCACAAAUUCCAACUUUGGCACAACUCGACCAGCAGCAACAACAGCACCAACAACACCACCUGCAACAAUCGCAACUUCAUACGCACCAUUUACACCACCCACUACACCAUCCGCCGAUGUAUCCUGGUCAAUUCUGGCAGCCGGGUCUACAGCCAAGCACUUCACAAGAAGAAUAUCUUUCCAGCAUAAAGCCAUUUACACAACCACCAUAUCCCGCCGGAAAACCAUCAACAGCUGUGUCUGGUGAAAUAGAAGCAGGUCUUCCACCAGCCCAGCCACCAUGGGAGGGCAGAGCGAUAGCGACGCACAAAUUCCGACUACUUGAAUUCUCCGCGUUUAUGGAAAUCCAAAGAGAAGAAAUUUAUCACCGGCAUCUUUUCGUACAACUUGGAGGAAAACCGUCCUACACAGAUCCCUUACUUGAGUCCGUUGACAUUCGGCAAAUAUCAGACAAAUUUCCUGAAAAAAGUGGCGGUCUUAAAGAUCUCUAUGAAAAGGGCCCGCAAAAUGCUUUUUACUUGGUAAAAUGUUGGGCAGAUCUAAAUACCGAAAUUUCAGGAGAGGCUGGUGUUUUCUAUGGUGUAACUAGCCAAUUUGAAAGCAAUGAAAAUGUCGUCCUUAUUUGUUCAACAAAAGUGUGUUCGUUUGGCAGUCAAGUUGUGGAAAAAGUCGAAACAGAAUAUUCCCGCCUUGAGAAUGGCCGCUUUGUCUAUCGCAUACAAAAAUCACCCAUGUGCGAAUAUAUGAUCAACUUUAUACAAAAACUGAAGAACCUGCCCGAAAGAUACAUGAUGAACAGUGUCCUAGAAAACUUCACAAUUUUACAGGUUAUUGCGUCGCGUGACACACAAGAAACACUACUUUGCAUAGCAUACGUGUUUGAAGUGGCGGCCCAAAAUAGUGGUGCAACACAUCAUAUCUAUCGGUUGAUAAAAGAAUAGCAUGAGCUUCUACCUUUGGCCACCAGGAGCAAUAGCAGCAGUAACCUUAAUGAGAACAAUAAUAAUAAUAAUAGCUUAAGUUUAAGCCACAAUAAUAACAGUAGUAGCAGUGGUAACAAUAAUAACAACAACAA
Messenger RNA from Eupeodes corollae, 2487 nucleotides. RefSeq names its product protein scalloped (gene scalloped). Gene Ontology annotation, biological process: hippo signaling; embryonic organ development; regulation of transcription by RNA polymerase II. Bases 749 to 2353 code for a protein of 534 amino acids. Gene Ontology annotation, cellular component: transcription regulator complex. The record is from RefSeq and is a predicted model, not a curated record. NCBI's taxonomy places the organism in Eukaryota, Metazoa, Arthropoda, Insecta, Diptera, Syrphidae. Gene Ontology annotation, molecular function: RNA polymerase II cis-regulatory region sequence-specific DNA binding; DNA-binding transcription factor activity, RNA polymerase II-specific. The transcript has 11 exons.